Messenger RNA from Athalia rosae (coleseed sawfly), 2350 nucleotides. It is a transcript of the gene eIF3b, whose product is annotated as eukaryotic translation initiation factor 3 subunit B. Bases 46 to 2148 code for a protein of 700 amino acids. NCBI's taxonomy places the organism in Eukaryota, Metazoa, Arthropoda, Insecta, Hymenoptera, Athaliidae. Gene Ontology annotation, cellular component: eukaryotic translation initiation factor 3 complex. Gene Ontology annotation, molecular function: translation initiation factor binding; translation initiation factor activity; RNA binding. Gene Ontology annotation, biological process: translational initiation. The transcript has 11 exons. The record is from RefSeq and is a predicted model, not a curated record.
AAGUUCAUAUCGGCCACUUUCACCCGGUACAGAGAGGUUUCCAAAAUGGCAAAGAAAAGGGAGGCGGACAAAACGCCGCAAAAUGAAGAUCCCUCCAAAAAUGAGGACGAUACAACCAACUCCGACGACGAGCCAAACUUCAGUGACCCUGAGGGGUACGUCGAUGAUAUUGACGAUGAAGAACUACUUGGUGAAUUGAUCAAACAGAAACCAUCGGAGACGGAUGGCGUAGAGGCUGUUAUUGUUGUGGAUGGUGUGCCACAAGUUGGUCCUGAGCGUUUGGAAAAGUUGCAGUCAGUUAUAAACAAGAUUUAUCGGAAGUUUGGAGACAUCGUAAAUGAGUGGUACCCCAAGAACGAGGAUGGCUUGAUCAAAGGAUACAUAUUUCUGGAGUACAACAGCCCCGUAAAUGCGCUGGCAGCUGUUUCAUCGACCAACAAUUACAAGCUUGAUAAGCAACAUACUUUCAAAGUAAAUCUUUUCACUGAUUUUAAAAAGUUUGAAGAUAUACCGGACGAUUGGGAGCCACCUCAACCUCAGCCAUACACAUCCAGUGGAGAUCUUCACUAUUAUCUACUGGAUCCCGAUGCAUAUGAUCAGUUCUGUGUUCUCUCAGGCAAUGGAUCAAACGUUUCCGUACAAAUGUGGCAAAACUCGGCUCCAGACCCAACCCUACUAGAAGAACGCGCGAGAUGGACCGAGACUUACGUAAAGUGGUCUCCGUUGGGUACGUACUUGGCAACAUUCCAUAAGCCUGGCGUUGCAUUAUGGGGUGGACCACAGUUCGUGCAGAAAGCGAAAUUUGGUCAAAGAGGUGCAGAGUGCGUAGAUUUUUCACCAUGCGAACGUUACCUGGUAUCUUAUUCUCCCAGGGCGGAUAGUGUUGCCGAUCAGAAACGACUCGUUGUUUGGGACAUUCUCUCGGGACAAGAGAAACGUUCUUUUCAACCCGAUAACUCCUCUGUUUGGCCCAUUUUCCGUUGGUCACAUGACGAUAAAUAUCUGGCACGUAUGGGCGAGGACGUUCUUAGCAUUUACGAGACUCCCCAUUUUGGACUACUGGACAAAAAAAGCAUCAGGGUUCCUGGAAUAAGGGAUUUUAGUUGGUCUCCUACCGAUAACAUCCUGGCUUAUUGGGUACCCGAGGAUAAGGAUGUUCCGGCAAGAGUGAUUCUUUUGGAGAUUCCCAGCCGCGCAGAAAUUCGUAGCAAAAAUCUUUUCAAUGUUGCCGAUUGCAAGAUACACUGGCAAAAGUGCGGUGACUAUCUGUGCGUUAAAGUCGAUCGUUUUGCUAAGCGUAAAGAAAAGACCGAGCAGAAGUACACGGGAAUGUCUUACAACUUUGAGAUCUUCCACAUGCGCGAAAAAGAGAUUCCCAUAGACAGCGUGGAAAUGAAAGAACCCAUUCACGCUUUUGCCUGGGAACCUGUAGGUAGCAAGUUUGCGAUUAUACACGGUGAAAUUCCUAGUGUCAACGUGAGUUUCUACAGCGUACGCCCUGGAUUGCAUCCAGAUCUCCUUAAGAAACUGGAGAAAAAAGCUUGCAAUCACUUGUUCUGGUCACCAGCUGGACAGUUCAUUGUUCUUGCUGGUCUUACGACCAUGGCUGGAGCACUUGAGUUUAUCGACACCAAUGAUUUCACCAUUAUGAAUACCACAGAUCAUUAUCAAACGUCAGAUGUUGAGUGGGAUCCAACUGGACGAUAUGUGGUGACUGGAGUGUCGAGCUGGAAAACUAGCGUGGAUAACGGGUACUGGAUUUGGUCCUUCCAAGGCCGUAUUUUGAAAAGAGUCAAUUUGACAGCUUUCAAUCAGCUACUGUGGCGCCCGAGACCCGCAACGCUUCUAUCCGCCAAACAGAUCAAGGACAUACAAAAGAGCCUGAAGAAGUAUUCCGCACAGUUUGAAAGCAAGGACCGGAUGAGGCUUACUCGGGCUUCCAAGGAACUUAUCGAGAAACGCUGUACGCUGAUGAAAGAAUUCGAAGAAUAUCGCUCGAAACGCAUCGAGGAAUGGAUGAGUACAAAGAAACGCCGUCUUGAGCUGCGGUUCAAUAUUGAUACAGACGAACUCUCUUCUGACACAAAAAACGUUGAAGAGGAAGUUGUCGAGUUUUUCAUCAAAGAAGAAACAUUCAUAAUUGAUUAGAAGUAUCGUAAAAAUUUGAAAAACAUAUUCGCGUCUUACCGGACUUGGAAACCUCUACGUGAGACCGGUGGACUUCGGAUUGAUAUAUGGUAUACUGUGUCUACUAACCGUGAACGGAGGAUAAGACCAUAAUUGAAUCGGCGUUAUAAUUAUAUUCAAUAAAGUACGAUGGUGGUAUUUUACUCCUCUGACAGAAACAACA